Strongylus vulgaris is the source of this 219-nucleotide messenger RNA. The record is from the annotation of a GenBank genome assembly. NCBI's taxonomy places the organism in Eukaryota, Metazoa, Nematoda, Chromadorea, Rhabditida, Strongylidae.
AUGCUUCAGAAUGUCACCGCCUACGCUAUGCAAACUGGAGGCAAAGAGGAAGAAAAGGAUAUAUUCUGGCAGGGAGAUACUCUUGCUCGGAGCAGACCUAAACGGUCAUGUGGGGGAGAAAAGAAAUGGUGCAAGUGUAACGGGAACCACGGAUACGGCACAUGCAAUGAAGAAGGCGAACGCAUUCUAAUUUCGCCACAGCGUACAACCGAGCAUUAG